Messenger RNA from Caenorhabditis sp. 36 PRJEB53466, 377 nucleotides. The record is from the annotation of a GenBank genome assembly. NCBI's taxonomy places the organism in Eukaryota, Metazoa, Nematoda, Chromadorea, Rhabditida, Rhabditidae.
AUGACCGUCAGAAUCACCGACUAUGAUCACUUCAAGAACGUCUUCGAGGAGAAGAAAUCGCAGCCUGUGAUCCUUUUCUUCACUGCCUCCUGGUACAUCUCAUCAAUUUCUGCUUCUUUUUGCACAGAUUACCUUUCAGGUGUGGACCGUGUCAGCACGUCUAUCCUGAAGUCGAAACUUUGUCGGCGGAGCACUUGGAUCGUUUGACGUUUUUCAAGAUCGAUGUCGAUGUCGAUGAAAACGAGGAGUUGGUCAACCAAUACGACAUCAAUUCAAUGCCGACGUUCGUUCUGGUUGUCGACGGAGAAGUCAAGGAGCAGUUUAGUGGAGCCAAUGUGGAGAAGCUUCGUCAGCUGGUCGCCAAUGCUCUUGCAUAA